Chrysemys picta bellii (western painted turtle) is the source of this 7249-nucleotide messenger RNA. The record is from RefSeq and is a predicted model, not a curated record. Lineage: Eukaryota; Metazoa; Chordata; Testudines; Emydidae.
AGCCACCCUCCCUGCGCGCGUGGGCGCGGCUCGGCGUCAGGGGGAGAGGGGAAAGGUCAGAGGUGAGGCGCUGGCCCGGGCUGGGAGCCGAGCGGCGCGAGACCCGCCCCCCCCCGUAAGGUUGCCCCUGUUUCUGGUCCCAAAGUCUCCCACCUCAGGAGAGGAUCAGCCGCCUGGAGAGUUGUACAGACCGUAGCUAAAGGGCCUGUCCCGUGAAGGAGUUAAAUCAUAAGCAAAGAGGGGAGGGGGCAUGAAGCAGCCCAGGGAAGAGAGGACAGAGAAGCAUCCUGCUAACCUGCCCUGUGGUGGAGAGAGAUCAGAAGGCUUCUCUGGACCUUAAGAAUGGCCGAGGAAAAGGCUCACUGGCCCACAGGAGCCGGAUUUUGAAGAGAGAAGAGGCAAGUACUAGCUUCCUAUCCUGCAUACGGUGCCUUUGCUGACGUGCUGCACAUGGUGAACCUGAGAAACCCCCAGGACACAUUCCGGGAUGGCAGCUAGGUGACGACAGCUGAGGAUGACCCUGACUGAAAAGCUGCGCGAGAAGAUAUCGCGGGCGUUCUACAACCACGGGCUGCUGUGUGCUUCAUACCCCAUUCCCAUCAUCCUCUUCACUGGCCUCUGUAUCCUGGCCUGCUGCUACCCGCUGCUUAAGCUCCCCUUACCUGGAACAGGACCUGUAGAGUACAGCACUCCGGUGAAGGAUUACUCGCCACCUUCUUCAGAGCCAGGCCACCAGCAAGGAGAUCCUAGUGAGAGACCUGAUUGGUACCUGGGCCCUCCCGUGGCCUACAUCCAGCAGAUCUUGGUGAAAGCCACGGUCUCGCCAUGGCACAAGAACUUCCUCGCUGUGGACGUGUUCCGCUCGCCGCUCUCCCGCGUCUUCCAGCUAGUGGAGGAGAUCAGAAACCACGCCCUGCGAGACAGUUCUGGGAUCAGAAGUUUGGAGGAAGUCUGCCUUCAGGUGACAGACCUCCUGCCCAGCUUAAAGAAGCUGCGAGACCUGCUACCUGAACAUGGCUGCCUCCUGCUGUCUCCAGGGAACUUCUGGCAGAAUGACCGAGAGCGCUUUAACUCCGACCCUGAUAUCAUCAAAACUAUCCACCAGCACGAACCAAAGACACUGCAGACAUCAGCUACCCUCAAAGAUCUCUUGUUCGGAGUCCCGGGGAAGUACAGCGGCGUGAACCUGUACAACAGGAAGCGGGUGGUGUCCUACACUGUCACUCUAGCUCUCCAGCGAUAUGAUUCCAGGUUCCUCACCAGCCUCCGCUCCCGGCUGAAGCUGCUGCACCCUAGCCCCAACUGCACCCUGCGGGAGGAGCACGUUGUCCACGUCCACUUCAAAGAGGAGAUCGGCAUCGCUGAGCUGAUCCCCCUUGUCACCACCUACAUCAUCCUCUUUGCUUACAUCUACUUCUCCACACGGAAGAUUGACAUGGUGAAGUCGAAAUGGGGCUUGGCCCUGGCCGCGGUUGUGACGGUGCUCAGUUCUCUGCUCAUGUCGGUGGGUCUGUGCACGCUGUUUGGCCUGACGCCUACUCUCAACGGAGGGGAGAUUUUUCCGUACCUGGUGGUGGUGAUUGGCCUGGAGAAUGUGCUGGUUCUUACCAAAUCAGUCGUCUCCACACCCGUCGACCUGGAAGUGAAACUGAGGAUCGCACAAGGCUUGAGCAAUGAGAGCUGGUCUAUUAUGAAGAACAUGGCCACAGAGCUUGGGAUCAUCCUGAUUGGUUAUUUCACGCUCGUCCCGGCCAUCCAGGAGUUUUGCCUCUUUGCUGUGGUUGGCCUGGUGUCCGACUUCUUCCUACAGAUGUUUUUCUUCACCACGGUGCUGUCCAUUGACAUUCGCCGGAUGGAGCUCGCUGACCUGAACAAACGUCUGCCGUCAGAAGCCUGCAUGCCCCCGGCAAAGCCAGUGAGCUGCUCCCAGAGGUACGAGCGCCAGCCAGCCAUGCGGCCAGCCACCCCGCACACCAUCACCCUGCAGCCGUCAUCCUUCAGGAAUCUGCGCCUGCCCAAGAGGCUGCGGGUCAUCUACUUUUUUGCCAGGACCCGGCUGGCCCAGCGGCUCAUCAUGGUUGGAACGGUGAUUUGGAUUGGAAUCCUGGUGUACACAGAUCCCGCUGGCCUCCGCACCUACCUCACGUCGCAGGUCACAGAGCAGAGCCCGCUGGGAGAAGCGGGACUGCCUCCCAUGCCAGUUCCUGGAGGUGUCCUUCCGGCUGGGGAUGUCAAGCUCGCCCUCUCGGUCUUCCCCUCGGAGCCCGUGCAGCUGUCAGAGAACCAGACGCAGCAGCAGCGCGAGCAGAAGGAAGGGCUAGAGUCCCGGAAUGGGCUGGAGGCAAAUCAGCAGCCGUGGGCCCAGGGACCGGAGAGCCACGGCAGUGGGCAGCCGGAGCCUGGCACAAAGGCAGAGGUCACGUGGGGCGUGGAGGAUGAGGAGAUCUGGAGGAAGCUCUCCUUCCGACACUGGCCAUCCCUCUUCAGCUACUACAACAUCACCCUGGCCAAAAGGUACAUCAGCAUCCUCCCAGCCAUCCCUGUCACCUUGUACCUGAAUCCACGAGAAGCCUUAGAAGUGCGCCACCCUCAGGAGGCUAAUCGCUACCACUCUUUCUUCCCUUCGAGCCUCGGGAAAUUGGAGGCGGUGGAUCGGCCCGGUGAGGCCUUGCCCAAACUGCAGGGGCACCGGGACGUCACGCUCUACAAGGUAGCUGCUCUGGGCCUGGCCUCUGGCAUCCUCCUGGUUCUUCUGCUCUUCUGCCUGUACAGAGUGUUCUGCCCCAAAAACUAUGGGCAGAACGGGCUCUCGCACAGCCGGAGGAAGAGAGGGGACCUGCCCUGCGACGACUACGGCUAUUCCCCACCCGAGACCGAGAUCACCCCCCUGGUUCUCAGGGGUCACCUCAUGGAUAUCGAGUGCCUGGCCAGUGACGGGAUGCUGCUUGUCAGCUGCUGUCUGGUGGGUCAGAUCCGAGUGUGGGAUGCUCAGACUGGAGACUGCCUCACUGUCAUCCCCAAACAAGGGUUGCGCAGAGACAGCAGCGGCGUCUUUGAUUACCAGGAGAGCUGGGAUCAGAGCCCAGAGCUCAAGAACGGGCUGGAGGAUCCCUUCGACAACAGCCACCCACUCAAGAGGCUGCUGAGCCCCCCGCAGCCCCCUCUGUUCUGCGACCAGCCGGACCUCACCUCUCUCAUUGACACCAACUUCUCGGAGCAGGCCAAGGCGGUGGAGCCGGAGCCCAGGCACCGCGCAGUCUGCGGCCGGCACAAGGACACUGGCUACAACUUCGGCAGACUGGUAGAGAAGGUCUACGAGGAGCAGAACGCUUCGAACUGCAUGAACUUCGCCGGCUUCCCGGCCACGCACGGGCAGGCCGUUUCCUGCGCGAGGACGGGCAGCACCAGGGCCCUGAGCUGCGGGACGGGGGAAGGAGGGUGCAGUGCCCGCAGGAAGAGCCUAGGGGACGAGCCUUUGGCCGGAUUUGAAAAGUCCUCCCCCGUCGCUGCGUGGGCCGGUGACUUGGAAAGCUCUGUCUGGAGCCUGGACCUGCGGGGCAACCUCAUUGUGGCUGGCCGGAGCAAUGGGAAGCUGGAGGUGUGGGAUGCCAUCGAGGGGACCUUGCGGUGCUGUAACGAGGAGGGUCAGUCCGGAAUCACAGCACUCGUCUUCCUGAACAACAGGAUUGUGGCUGCCAGGCUGAACGGCUCCUUGGAUUUCUUCUCUUUAGAAACCCACUCAUCCUACAAUCACCUGCAGUUCCGAGGAACCCCUAGCAGGAGCAGCAUCCCGUCCUCCCCCAUGUGCAGCAGCAAUGACCUCAUCAUGUGCCAGCUGACCCACACGGUGUCCUGCGCCCAUCAGAAGCCAAUCACGGCACUGAAGGCUGCGGCUGGGCGGCUGGUGACAGGCAGCCAGGACCACACUCUGAAAGUAUAUCGGCUGGAAGAUUCGUGCUGCUUGUUUACAUUGCAGGGUCACUCAGGAGCAAUCACAGCCGUGUACAUAGACCAGACGAUGGGGCUGGCGAGCGGGGGCCAGGAUGGCGCCAUCUGCCUUUGGGACGUGCUGACAGGAAGCAGGGUCAGUCACAUGUACGCCCACCGUGGGGACGUCACCUCGCUGACCUGCACCACCUCCUGUGUGAUCAGCAGUGGCUUGGAUGACGUGAUCAGCAUCUGGGACCGAAGCUCUGGGAUCAAACUCUAUUCCAUCCAGCAGGACCUGGGGUGCGGGGCCAGCCUGGGAGUGAUCUCCGAUAACCUGCUGGUGACGGGAGGCCAGGGCUGUGUCUCCUUCUGGGACAUCGGCUACGGCGACCUGCUGCAGACCGUCUACUUGGGGAAGAGCAACGAGUCGCAGCCGGCCCGGCAGAUCCUGGUGCUGGAGAAUGCCGCCAUUGUCUGCAACUUCGGCAGCGAGCUCAGCCUGGUCUACGUGCCCUCGGUGCUGGAGAAAUUGGACUGAGGGGGCGGAGCUGGGCCCUGCGGGCUGCCGUAUCUGAGUUCUGAUUGGACAGCGCCUGGGGUGGGAGGACAGGGCAGGAGCUCCAGGAGCUGCUUCUCCCUCCCUUCCUCCUCCUCCCCAGCUCCUUGGAUCCCAGGCGCUCCCCCUGCAGCUGCCUGGGUGGGGCUGAGCCCUGCUCUGCCUGUGGCCCCCCCACCCCAGGCAUCCCCCCGCCCUGCUCUUGCUCCGCAGGUCAGUUCCUCCCUUGGGGCUGCAGCAGAGCUCAGUGGGGACGGGCCCGUGGGGCAGGAAGCCGGUGCUGUCACCAGCUGGGGGAUGCCCUGGGGAAGCUACCAGCGGGCCGGACUGCACAGCAGGUGGCCAGAAGACCGAGGAACCGUCAGUGGGAUGGGGCUUAACAGAGCCUGGGCCGUGCAAUGCCGUGGGCUUGGGAAGCAUGGGGGCACAGUGCCCAAGGGGCUGUGACGGUAGACCUGGGAACUCCUGCUCCAGCUGGGGAGGAGGCUGCGGGCAGGGCGGGGCCUAGUGGUCUGUUUGUGGGAUGGGGAGCCUGGCCCUGCUGUGUUCAAGGCUGGGCUUGACUGCUGCCUCCAGAAGGGGCCUGGCGCUCUCCGUGGGAUGUUUCUGCAGCUGUGAAGCAGGCAAACCCUGCCCUGCCUCCUGAAGACACGAACACCUGGAGAACGUGGCCCAGUGCUUAGGGGGGGCACUGCCCAGGUCAGCCACGGGGCUCUCCAGCACGGGGAGAGGGAGCCCGCGCCGGCAUUGCUAGGGUGGCCGUAGCCCCACUGUGCGAGGUGCUGUACCGACACGGGUGCCAGGCCUGGGUCCUGGUUCCCCUCUACCAGCAAGGCCUGUGCCCCACAAGGCAGGGCAGGGCAGGGGCCGUGUACGUUACAGUGUGUCCCCCUAAGGCAAGUGAAAUCCCGCCCAGGGCCAACGGGCAUUUCCUGCAGUGAAUAAGGGCAGCUUAGACCCUAGAGGGGAUGGGGCCUCAGCCCUCCCCUUGUGUCCUGGCUGGCAUUCAAUGCCCACUGCCCCUGUGCUUCCCCAGUGCUGCCUGCAGGUGCGGGCCCUGCCCAGGGAGGGGUGCCGGGGCCAGAGCCUUCAGCUGUGGGCAUGGGCUCGCUGGCCCAGGGGGAUCCCCUGCUCGCCUGGCUUGGGCUGUGACAGCGUGCAGGGCGGGGCGGGGCGGGGGAUGUUAAUUCACUGGCUGUUGUAGCUCAAGCAGGCGCCAUUAACCAGCUCCCUUUACUUGCCUGGUCACAGAAAAGGGGGGCAGAGCUGGUGGCCGAUUGGGCAGGGGGGAGGGGGCGAGUUGAGCAGCGGGAAAAAGCAGAUGCUGACCAACUCCCCCCCUUCUCCCUCCUGCAUUAGCACUGGGCUCCGUCUCCCUGCCUUGGAACGAGAAGGGCAUGCUGGGGUCUGCCCUGGCGAGCCCUGUACGCCCACAUCACCUGCCCUAUUUAUUGCUAUGCUGUAUAUACUUAUUUAUUACGGUGGGUGAGCCGGGGGCGGCCUGCAGCCCAUGGCCAGCGCUGUCCCAACUGCAGCAAAUGCCGGCAGCUCCCUGCUGCUCUGGGGCACCAGGAGCCUGGCUCCAGGACAGCCCAGAGCAGAGUCCUGGCAUGAGCCGGGGGCAGCUGAACCCUCUGGCUGCUGGCACAAUAAAGGGGCAUGCAUUGGGACAGGACAUGCGCGUAGGGGCUGCGAACUGGGGCAGCCAGAGAAACCCCCCCGCCCCCAGUAAGUGGUUGGCUUUGUUGGUCUCUGGAGGAGGGCGGCUGCACCAUCGCCCCCUGCUUGGGGGCCAGCCAUUGAGCUUUCCUGACCCCAUGGGCAGGGCCCCUCUGUCCAGACACCGAUGGGCUGUGAAGCCCUCCCCAGGGGAGAUGGCUGCAGGCCCAACAGCCAGCACGUGCCAUGGAACCAAGCAGGGCUUUUCCAUCGCUGCUGUCGGAGCAGUCACCACCUCUGCUCAGCACAAACCACAGCCCGAGGGAGCCUGAACCUGCCUUGGGCACGCAUACAGGAGCCUCCAGUUUCCCUGGGAAUGGGAAAAGGCACCUUCCCAGGCCACGGAGCCACAUGCAGGGGAACAGGCACCAUGUCUGUCCUCAGUACUAGCACUGGGAGAGGUGGCAGAGGGGUUCCCCAGGGCCGCCUCCUGGCUUGCUCGCCAGUCUAGUGUCUGCUCUGGGGAAAGCCUGGCCUGUGGUGACCACAGCAUGUGAACGCUUUGCAAAGAGAGCAGGAAGCUGGGGAGGGGGGUGGGAGCCUGGCUUGGCUAGCCGUGCGGCCUGGCCUUGUGAGGCCAUUGGUCAGUAGCUGGGGGGAGCCCUACAGGUGAGGAUCCCAAAGGGUUUAUUUCACUCUACAUGUUUGACAGCAGGACGUGCUGCUCAAGCGCCUGUUUGUGUGUGAUGUAAUGCUGUGCCUGUAGAGACCCACUGAGGCCGAGUGCUGCUGAGAACUAACCUCCCGCCCGCCUCAGCCGUGGGGCAGGCGAGCUGAGGGCCCAGACAAGGCCGUGGCUCUGGUGGGACCUGCAGUCUGGGAGCAAGCUGGCCCCUGAAAGUCCAACCACUGCUGCAAGCAGCUUUGGGGGGGGGGGCCUGCUCCUGAGCCCGUGUGCUCGCUUGCUGAUGCCCUGGCUGUGUCUGUCCUGCCUCGGGUGGCCUUAGCCCUGCUGUACGCUUUGUACUGUACAGUGGAAGCUUUUUUGUACCAGAUUGUGUUUUAUAACCUGUACAAAGACACAUUAAACCAAACUAACCGAAA